CCUAUAUUUGCAACCACUGACCCCCUCAUUAGCUACCUGAUUCUACUCUCCCGACAGGGCAAAGUGCGCCUUGCCAAGUGGUUCACCACCCUCUCUCCCAAGGAGAAGGCCAAGAUCAUCAAGGAUGUAACCCAGCUGGUGCUGUCCCGCCGGACGCGGAUGUGCAAUUUCCUGGAAUACAAAGACUCGAAAGUCGUCUACCGUCGCUACGCUUCUCUCUUCUUCAUCGCUGGCUGUGCCUCGACCGAUAAUGAGCUAAUCACCCUCGAGGUGGUGCACCGCUAUGUCGAGCAGAUGGACAAGUACUACGGCAAUGUCUGCGAGCUAGACAUCAUUUUCAACUUUCAAAAAGCAUACUUUAUUCUCGAUGAGUUAUUGAUUGCGGGGAAAUGCAGGAGACCAGCAAGAAGAAUGUUCUUCGCUGUAUCAGCCAGCAGGACAGUUUGGAAGAUAUGGAGGUUGAGGAAGAUGUGGUCACCAAGAUCAUGUAACAUGAGCAAGCAGGAUUCUUGCUCCCUUUUUUGUUUUUUUUGUGUGGGCGAGUCGGAAGAUAUGACACGCAAUUUGGAUCAAAUUGGCCUAUGA
Messenger RNA from Penicillium verrucosum, 585 nucleotides. RefSeq names its product AP-1 complex subunit sigma. The record is from RefSeq and is a predicted model, not a curated record. Gene Ontology annotation, cellular component: intracellular membrane-bounded organelle; AP-1 adaptor complex. The transcript is spliced from 5 exons. Gene Ontology annotation, biological process: vesicle-mediated transport; protein transport. NCBI's taxonomy places the organism in Eukaryota, Fungi, Ascomycota, Eurotiomycetes, Eurotiales, Aspergillaceae. The annotation marks the transcript as partial. Gene Ontology annotation, molecular function: clathrin-cargo adaptor activity.